This is a messenger RNA of Triticum dicoccoides, 1700 nucleotides long. RefSeq names its product ribulose bisphosphate carboxylase/oxygenase activase, chloroplastic-like. The record is from RefSeq and is a predicted model, not a curated record. NCBI's taxonomy places the organism in Eukaryota, Viridiplantae, Streptophyta, Magnoliopsida, Poales, Poaceae. Gene Ontology annotation, molecular function: ATP binding; ATP hydrolysis activity. The transcript is spliced from 12 exons. The coding region runs from base 53 to 1387 and encodes 444 amino acids.
GGGCCACCCGCAAAUAGCCCCCGAUCACACACGCGGCGCAGCGUUCCCCGCCAUGGCCGCCACCUCCCUCGCCGCCGCUUCGCGCUGCCACCGCCACCACAUCCUCCUCCCCGCUCUCGCCAGCCCCGGCUGCUUCAACCACAGAACCCCCAACCGAAGACGCAUCUGCCCCGCCUUCCCGUCCGUUCUCUGCUCCUCCUCCUCCUCUGCUUCUCCCCAGCCCACGGCCGGCGGCGAGGAGGAGGCGGAGGAUGGGGAAGAGGGGCGCGGGAGGAGGCUUUCGAAGCAGUCCUCGUGGGAGGCCACGGAUGGUCAGGGCGACGACUACCUCUACCGCCUCGGGAAGGAGGCCGACAACAUGAACAUCGCCGUCGGCGCCCGCAGCGGCAUCGUCGACGACCUCUUCGUCGGCAAAUUCCUCGGAAGAGACUCGGAUAUUGUGUUCGAUUACCGCCAGAAGGCGACGAGGAAAUUUGAGUAUCUGCAGGGAGAUUACUACAUCGCGCCUGCCUUCCUCGAUAAAGUUGCGGUCCACAUUGUAAAGAACUUCCUUGCAAAUAAUCUUAAUAUCAAGAUUCCCCUUAUACUUGGUGUCUGGGGUGGCAAGGGGCAAGGGAAAACAUUCCAGACUGAACUUAUAUUUAAAGCAAUGGGUGUUGAGCCUGUUAUUAUGUCUGCUGGAGAACUCGAAUCUGAGAGAGCAGGAGAACCUGGAAGGCUUAUACGUGAUCGAUACAGAACGGCCUCUCAAGUAGUUCAAAACCAAGGGAAAAUGAGCUGUCUGAUGAUCAAUGACCUAGAUGCUGGUCUUGGAAGAUUUGGACACACACAAAUGACGGUCAAUAAUCAAAUCGUGGUUGGAACAUUGAUGAACUUGGCAGAUAAUCCUAACAGGGUUAGUAUCGGGCAGAAAUGGAGAGAAUCUGAUAUAACACAUAGAAUUCCAAUAAUAGCAACUGGAAAUGAUUUUUCAACACUAUAUGCUCCUUUGAUUCGUGAUGGGAGGAUGGAAAAGUUCUACUGGCAGCCCACCCGUGAAGAUAUAAUUAACAUUGUUCACCGUAUGUAUACAAAGGAUGGGUUAUCUUUUGAGGAAGUUUCAAGCAUUGUAGAUACAUUUCCAAAUCAAGCUCUCGACUUUUAUGGAGCUUUGAGAUCCAGGACAUAUGACCAGGCUAUCUUGCAGUGGGUAAAUGACAUUGGUGGUUAUGAGCAACUAGGUGAAAAGCUUCUCAAGCGGAAGAACAGAGAGAAGCUUCCGACAUUUAUCCCUCCGAAGCCAACACUGGAUGCACUGAUUCAGUCAGGGAACUCUCUGGUAGAAGAGCAAGCAUUCGUGAUGAAUUCGAACUUGUCGAAAGAAUAUAUGAAGAACUUGGAGGACUAGUUCGAAGCGCCAAAAGAUAAAGUAUAAAAAGCUACUCUAGUAGCCUACAUCAACCCAAGCCAAGUAUUCUUGUUACUUUCAAUUUUCUGUAAAUUAUACUGGUCCUCCUACAUUUUGCCCGUGUCUCUCUGCGGAUGAGCUGCAUGUGCAAGUAUAUACUCCCUCCGUUAGUUAAUUUCAUCUUGGUUUCUUUUAUUUGUUUCCCUUUGCUGCUAAAACCACGACACUUUUUGGAACGGAGGGAGUAACAUACUCCAUAUUGUAAAAAAGCACAUGAAAAUAUAUAUACAGUUGCAAAUGUCAUCUCCGUUUC